Myotis myotis is the source of this 2272-nucleotide messenger RNA. RefSeq names its product mediator of RNA polymerase II transcription subunit 25-like. The coding region runs from base 936 to 1985 and encodes 349 amino acids. Lineage: Eukaryota; Metazoa; Chordata; Mammalia; Chiroptera; Vespertilionidae. Gene Ontology annotation, cellular component: transcription regulator complex; mediator complex. The transcript is spliced from 2 exons. Gene Ontology annotation, biological process: positive regulation of transcription by RNA polymerase II. The record is from RefSeq and is a predicted model, not a curated record.
GGGGAGGAGACUGUUGACGUGGCUCCGGGACGGCAAGGACGAGAUCCCGCCGCAGAAACGGAGUCUGGCUCCCACCGCCACAUCAAAUUACAAGAAAAUUGCAGCGCAACCAUCAUCCAGAACGUCCUGAAAUCGGGCCGAAGCCACAUCGAGACGCACCGGGAUAGCAGCUCGAAAGGCCCCGGGGACAUAUGGGGAGGAACUGAAUUGUCUGGCAUCAGGACCAGCGCUGGGGGAGGAGGCAGCUUUCUCCCAGACAAAAGCGUCGGCAGAGGCCACUGUUCCUUUGAUAAGCCCUCCCUCCACCGAGCCAGCAGGGGAGCACCCCACCCAACUUUCAGACCUACUCAAAGUGUUUCCAGUGGCUUUUCCGUACGAAUGACCUGUCUUGGCUCACACUUCAGACUUUCCUAACAUCUCUCAAAUAAGCAGCACCUGGCCUCAGCGUGCGGCACCUCUUGCUAAGUGGCAACCAGCCGUGUUUUGCAGCUUGGCCUCUUCUGAGCACCCCCAAGCCCAGCGCAAGCAGCAGCUAUCUGCAGAUCGCUUUGUAACUCUGGCCAGGUGGCCCCGGGCAGAACACAGGCAGGGUCUGGUCUUGGCCUGCACCUCCCGGAAGGUCCCAGAGCCAGUGCACCCAGUGGAUAGCUUCAGACCACAUUGAAGCACCAAACGACCUCCUCCACAAGGGACAUCCUCAAGGGGUGGACUUAGCAGGCACUAGAGCUCUGCUAGAGUAAGUCCUGCUUUGUGUGUGUGUGUGCACAGUGACUGGGGAGGCUGUGCCACUGAACUCUACAGGACACCUACUAUUGCCACUGAAUCCUACGGGACACGUGUUAUAGGCCACUCUGCCAAGCCUGGAGAUACAGCAGCUCUACCUAAUACAUAGAAACAAACACAGAGAAGGUGCCAAAAGGAGGAGACAAAGAAACAUGUCCCAAAGGAAAGAACAGAACAAAACUCCAGAAAAAGAACUAAGCAAAAUGGAGACAAGCAGUCUACCAGACGCAGAGUUCAAAACACUGGUGAUAAGGGUGCUCAGUGAGCUUAAGGAAACAGUAGUUGAACUUAGAGAGGACUUCAAUAGCAUGAGAAAGGACAUGGAAACCAUAAAAAAGGACAUAGAAAUCAUAAAACAGAGCCAGUCCAUGGUGGCCCCUGGCCAGCGGGCACCAUCUAUGGUGGGCACUGCGGCCCAAGGCGGGGUGUAUGGCCCUUCCCCGGCCCAGCUUGCCCAGCUCGGAGCCUCGGCCCCCAGUGGGCAGCUGUGCAUCUCCAACAAAUUCCUGGCCUGGAGCGGGCUCCUGGAAUGGAAGAGGCCCACUUCCUUUGCGGACACCAAGACCAAAGCGAUGCAGUCACUGCCUUGCCAGGUCUACGUGAAUCCCAGCGAGAACCUGAAAACAGCGCAGUGGCCCCAGAAGCUGAUGGUGCAUCUCAUCCGUGGGCAGCUGCUGGUCUCCCUGGCCCCUUUGCUCCGGAAGUCAAGGAAGGUCCAGUUCCUUGUUACCAACAAAAACCUGGAGUCCGUCAAACUCUUCUACCGUCUCAUGGACAAGGGCUAUGUGGGCUGCAUGCACCUCCCCCAGCAGGCCCCCGGGGAACCGUACCUACUGAUGCUCAUGUACUCAUCCAAGAGAAAAGCCUUCCUGGGCCUCGUCCCCGAGGACCAGAAGGGCAUAGUCAAGGGUAUCCGGCGGAUCAUCAACAACCACAGACAGAUGAAGCAGCAGCGGCUGGAGCAGCUGGGCGGGAUGGAGGCACAGCAGGCCCCCCCAGGGCCCAUUCUGGAGGACCAGGCACUCCAGCUCUGCCCCCCACAGCCUGAGCCUCAGGGCACUGUGGGGGCCCCUGAGGCCGAAGGGCAGGCCAAGCCCCAAGAUGCUGCCCAGAACCCCCCAGGCACUACCGAAGGCCCCCCUGGAGCAGCUCCCAGCCCACCCUCUUCUGGGCCUGUCCUUCCAAACCAAGGAAAGCCUUGAACUGUCACGGGGAAGGAGCCUAGGGAGACAUGCGUCCACUACAUGUGGAUCCUGGAGCACAAAAAGGACAUUUAGGGAAACCGAGGGAAUCUGAAUCAAGAUAGACCAGUCAGUAACCUCUCAACACUGUUUCACUAAUUGUUGCAAAGAUACCAUACUCAUCUAAAAUGUUAAGAAUAAGGGAAACGGGUGGGGGGUGGAGGUGGGGCUUUAUAGGGACUCUACUAUCUUUGUAAUUUCUCUGUAAACCUAAGACUUAGAAUAAUAAAGUUUAUUUUUAAAACGUC